AACCACUGGGUGUGACUACACAUAUCUUUUUUACAAUAAGUAAGACAUUUCAUUACUUAUUCCUUCCACGCUGUGACAAACCAAGGAAAACAGUGAUAAAGGAACAGAGGCUUCUGAAUUAAAAGAUGCAGUUCUUUUCCUAUCAUACCAGGAAGCGCUUUCGAACAUUUGUGUUUCUUGACCUGGAAGCUACUGGCUUACCUUUGCAGCAUCCUAAAGUAACAGAACUGUGUAUGAUCGCAGUGAAUAGGUACUCGCUGGAUAAUCCUCAGUCUACAAGUUCUUUUACAAAUCCGGAGCCACUUUUUCCUAGAGUCGCUGACAAGCUAUGCCUUUACAUAGACCCAGACAAACCGAUUGCACCAUCUGCCAGCACCGUGACUAGACUUAGUAACAACCUCCUACAAGAUAAUCAGAAGAAACCCUUCAACACUAAUGUGGCGUGUCUGUUAAAAGCUUUCCUUGAUCGACAAGCACAACCAGUCUGUUUGGUAGCACAUAAUGGCUACAAAUAUGAUUUUCCACUGCUGAAGGCAGAAUUAUUCUUGAUCGAUUCCUGCAUCUUGGAUGACAUAUUCUGUGUUGAUAGCUUAGUGGCAAUAAGAGCUGUUGAUAAAACGGAUCAAUGUUCUUAUGAUCAAACGUCUAAUUUUAAGAAAAAAAGGAAGCUUUACAACCUUCGUGACCUGUUCUUCCAGUUCUAUAAACGAUACCCACAGAACAGCCAUACUGCAGAGGGUGAUGCAACUGCACUUAUAAUGGUCUUUCUGUGGAAAGCAGAAGACCUUAUUAAAUGGGUUGAUGAAAACUACAAAACAUUUAGUGACAUGUCAAUGAUGUGUAUUCAAAAUUUUGGAACACGCAGACAAACAUGGGACUACAUUACACCUUCUCAAUCUCAACAGAGAAAGCACGUUCAUUUUAGUGAUGAGGACCAAACGGAUGAUGAACAACCAGUAUAUAAAUCAUAUCAAGGAAAGGUUUUCAAAGAUACAAGAUUCAGUGGUACAUCCAGUCACUUUCUAAGACACUACAAUAAUUCUGGCUCAUUUGAUGACAAAUGUCCGCCAACGAUGUUGGCCACUGGUCUGCUUAUACUUAUACUUUGCACUCUCAUAUUGUUCCUUUUAGAAGUUAAGUGACAAGGCUGUAGUGAAGACAGAGCUGAGGCACACCCUUUAAGUGCCAACUCAAAAGAAAAUGGAUGUAUUUCUUCUAUAAAGGUAUUACCCACACUUUCAGCUACAGACUUCAUUCAGCCCUAGUUCUAGUCCUCACUCAUGCUGUCCCUUCAAAACAAAGGUAGCAUCCAAGUGCUUACCAGAAAUUCCCUGAAAUCAAGAUGUAAAAGUAAUUACUAUCAGCUGAUGUGCAUACCUCUCAACUGUCCAAAUUUUCAGAGAAUGCCCAGAUUUUU
Messenger RNA from Protopterus annectens (West African lungfish), 1417 nucleotides. Its product is annotated as three-prime repair exonuclease 1-like. Gene Ontology annotation, biological process: DNA catabolic process. Gene Ontology annotation, cellular component: cytoplasm. NCBI's taxonomy places the organism in Eukaryota, Metazoa, Chordata, Ceratodontiformes, Protopteridae. Gene Ontology annotation, molecular function: nucleic acid binding; 3'-5'-DNA exonuclease activity. The record is from RefSeq and is a predicted model, not a curated record. The coding region runs from base 126 to 1142 and encodes 338 amino acids. The transcript has 2 exons.